UGUUUUUUGCUCCCUGUGGAGUGCCCUGUGCCUGCAAGUCUUCCCCAGAGCCUCAGAUCAUGGGGAAGCUGGUGACAUUGACCCUUUUGGGGAUCGGCUUGGCCCUGGUUGGUGAGCGGCUGGUGUCUUUUAGCAAAAGAGCUCAUGCAUUUAGAGAAGUGGUAUCAAUAGAACCUCAGACCUGCCACCUCAUUGAAGGCCUUGAAUAUGGCUCUGAAGAUAUUGAAAUACUUCCUAAUGGGCUGGCUUUUAUAUCCUCUGGUUUAAAAUAUCCAGGAUUGCCAAGCUUUGCACCAGAGGAACCGGGACAUAUCUUCUUGAUCAAUCUGAAUGAAAAAAACCCAAAAGCACAGGCAUUACAAAUCAGUGAUGGUUUUGACAAAGCAUCAUUUAAUCCACAUGGGAUCAGUACUUUCAUCGACAAAGACCAUACUGUGUAUCUUUAUGUUGUGAAUCAUCCUCACAUGACAUCCACUGUGGAAAUAUUUAAAUUUGAGGAACAACAACAUUCUAUCACACAUCUAAAGACCAUAAAACACGAACUUCUCCAAAGUGUAAAUGACAUUGUGGUUCUCAAACCAGAACACUUUUAUGCAACCAGAGACCACUAUUUUACCAACUUCUUGUCAACAAUUGAGAUGAUCUUGGAUUUACGGUGGACUUAUGUGCUUUACUAUAGUCCAAGAGAGGUCAAAGUGGUGGCAAAAGGAUUUGGUUCUGCCAAUGGUAUCACAGUCUCAUUAGACAAAAAGUAUAUAUAUGUGGCUGAUGUAUUGGUUCAUAAUCUUCACGUAUUAAAAAGAAAUGAAAAUGGGGAUUUAACUCAACUAAAGGUAAUACACUUGGGUACUUUGGUGGAUAAUUUAACUGUUGAUCCAGACACAGGAGACAUUUUGGCAGGAUGCCACCCUAAUGGCUUGAAGCUGCUGCACUAUAAUCCUGAGGAUCCUCCAGGGUCAGAGGUACUUCGCAUCCAAAAUGUUUUGUCUGAGCAUCCCCGUAUCAGUACUGUGUAUUCUAACAAUGGUUCUGUGCUUCAGGGCAGCACGGUGGCUUCUGUGUACCAUAAGAAACUUCUCAUAGGCACUGUAUUUCACAAAACUCUGUACUGUGAGCUGUAGAUAUUAUCCAGAUAUUCUUUAAAAAAAAUCUACAUUUUGAUGCAAGUAAAUCCUUAAUUUUAUAUGUGUAA
Suncus etruscus (white-toothed pygmy shrew) is the source of this 1192-nucleotide messenger RNA. RefSeq names its product paraoxonase 3 (gene PON3). The record is from RefSeq and is a predicted model, not a curated record. Lineage: Eukaryota; Metazoa; Chordata; Mammalia; Eulipotyphla; Soricidae. The transcript has 9 exons. Gene Ontology annotation, molecular function: arylesterase activity. The coding region runs from base 60 to 1121 and encodes 353 amino acids.